Carcharodon carcharias (great white shark) is the source of this 3800-nucleotide messenger RNA. RefSeq names its product leucyl-tRNA synthetase 1b (gene lars1b). The record is from RefSeq and is a predicted model, not a curated record. Gene Ontology annotation, biological process: leucyl-tRNA aminoacylation. The transcript has 32 exons. NCBI's taxonomy places the organism in Eukaryota, Metazoa, Chordata, Chondrichthyes, Lamniformes, Lamnidae. The coding region runs from base 96 to 3632 and encodes 1178 amino acids. Gene Ontology annotation, molecular function: leucine-tRNA ligase activity; ATP binding; aminoacyl-tRNA deacylase activity.
GUAGAGCCGCUCGGCCCUUUCCCCCCCACCCCCCACCGAUCUCGUUCUCCCAUACGGUGAGUGAGUGAAGCCUGGCAUCUGGCAAAAGACUGGACAUGACGGAACGCAAGGGAACCGCUAAGGUUGAUUACCUGAAGAGAAUUGAGAAGGAUAUCCGCAAAAAAUGGGAAGAAAAUAAGUUGUUUGAGAUUGAUGCUGUCGAGCAAGGGAGUGCAGAGAGUAGUGAGCCAAAGUACUUUGUAACCUUUCCCUAUCCAUACAUGAAUGGGCGACUUCAUCUUGGGCACACUUUCUCCUUGUCUAAAUGUGAGUUCUCUGUAGGAUUUCAACGUUUAAAGGGAAAAAGAUGCCUCUUUCCUUUUGGAUUGCAUUGCACUGGCAUGCCCAUCAAGGCCUGUGCUGACAAGCUGAAGCGGGAGCUGGAGUUGUAUGGGAACCCACCUCAAUUCCCAGAGGAGGGGGAAGAGGAAGAAAUACCAGCAAAAAAUCAGGAAGAAGAAACUAUUAUCAAGGACAAGGCAAAGGGCAAAAAAAGUAAAGCUGCUGCCAAGACUGGUGGGGCCAAGUUCCAGUGGAACAUAAUGAGAUCUCUAGGCCUUUCCGAUAAAGAGAUUGUGAAGUUUGCAGAGGCUGAACACUGGCUUGAUUACUUUCCAGCGAUGGCUGUCCAGGAUCUAAAGAGAAUGGGGUUAAAGAUUGACUGGCGACGCUCCUUCAUCACCACAGACGUGAACCCGUUUUAUGAUUCAUUUGUGAAAUGGCAAUAUCUGAUUUUAAAAGAAAGGAAGAAAGUCAAGUUUGGAAAACGGUACACUAUUUAUUCUCCAAAAGAUGGACAACCCUGCAUGGACCAUGAUCGACAGAGUGGAGAGGGUGUGGGUCCUCAAGAAUAUACGUUAAUCAAAAUGAAGAUCCUUGAGCCUUAUCCAGCAAAACUAAGUGGUCUUAAGGGACAAAAUGUCUUUUUGGUGGCUGCUACACUGAGACCAGAGACCAUGUUUGGACAAACGAACUGCUGGGUUCGCCCUGACAUGAAUUAUAUUGCGUUUGAAAUGGCGAACGGGGAUAUCUUCAUCUGUACUCAGCGGGCAGCAAGGAACAUGUCCUUCCAGGGCUUUACCAGAGAGAAUGGAGAAGUGCCUCUGGUAAUGAAUCUCAUUGGAGAGGACAUCCUUGGUGUAUCAUUGAGUGCACCCUUGACAUCCUACAAGAUUAUUUAUGCUCUCCCUAUGCUCACCAUUAAAGAAGACAAAGGCACUGGCAUAGUCACCAGUGUUCCAUCUGAUGCUCCAGAUGAUAUCGCAGCUCUCCGGGACCUUAAGAAAAAGAAGGCAUUGAGGGAGAAGUAUGGAAUCACUGAUGGAAUGGUCCUACCAUUUGAACCAAUUCCUAUCAUUGAAAUCCCUGGGUAUGGGAACCUCUCUGCACCAACUGUGUGCGACGAGCUGAAGAUUCAAAGCCAGAAUGACCGGGAAAAGCUUGUGGAGGCCAAAGAGCGAGUUUAUUUGAAAGGCUUUUAUGAGGGGAUAAUGCUUGUGGAUGGGUACAAAGGACAGAAGGUUCAAGAAGUCAAGAAACCAAUUCAACGAAAAAUGGUUGAUGCUGAAGAGGCUAUGAUCUACAUGGAACCUGAAAAGCAAGUUAUAUCCAGGUCUGCUGAUGAGUGUGUUGUAGCACUGUGUGACCAGUGGUACCUGGAUUAUGGUGAAGAAACUUGGAAGAAACAGGCUGUAGGUUGCCUGUCAACGCUAGAGACAUUCUGUGAGGAGACUAGGAGGAAUUUUGAAGCCAGCCUUGAGUGGCUGCAGGAUCAUGCCUGCUCGAGAACAUAUGGCCUUGGUACUCGUCUGCCGUGGGAUGACCAAUGGCUGAUAGAGUCACUCUCUGAUUCCACAAUUUACAUGGCUUAUUAUACUGUUGCUCACCUAUUACACGGGGGAACUUUGAAUGGUCAAACCUCUGGCCCGCUGGGCAUCAGACCAGAACAGAUGACCAGAGAAGUUUGGGAUUAUGUGUUUUUGAAGGGCGUUUCAUAUCCAGAGACUCCGAUUCCUAAAGCAAAUCUAGACCAACUGAAAAAGGAAUUCGAAUACUGGUAUCCGGUGGAUUUACGAGUCUCUGGGAAAGAUCUGGUUCCAAACCAUCUCUCCUACUACCUGUAUAGCCAUAUAGCCAUAUGGCCCAAUGACAGUUCAAAAUGGCCUCAAGCUGUAAGAGCAAAUGGACACUUGCUACUGAAUUCUGAAAAGAUGUCUAAAUCCACAGGGAAUUUCCUUACUCUAGAUGAAGCUGUGGAAAAAUUCUCUGCAGAUGGAAUGCGCCUUGCUCUUGCUGAUGCUGGUGACACAGUGGAAGAUGCUAACUUCGUAGAAACCAUGGCUGAUGCAGGUAUCCUGAGGCUCUACACUUGGGUGGAAUGGGUGAAGGAAAUGAUUGCAAAUCGUGAGAGCCUUCGGAGUGGACCUGCCAACACCUUCAAUGAUAGAGUCUUUGUCAGUGAAAUGAAUGCUGGAAUUCUAAAGACAGAACAACACUAUGAGAGGAUGAUGUUCAAGGAAGCUUUGAAGACAGGUUUCUUUGAAUUUCAGGCAGCAAAGGACAAGUACCGUGAAGUUGCUGUGGAAGGAAUGCAGGAGAACCUUGUCUUCCAGUUCAUCGAGAUUCAGACUCUGCUGCUGGCUCCAAUAUGCCCCCACCUUUGUGAGCACAUUUGGGCACUACUAGGAAAGACUGAGUCACUGAUGAAAGCAAGAUGGCCAGUAGCUGGACCUGUGGACGAAAUCCUCAUUCGUUCAUCUCAGUAUCUAAUGGAAACUGCCCAUGAUGUUCGACUCCGUGCCAAAAAUUAUAUGAUUGCUGGAAAAGGAAAAAAAGGAGAUGCAAAGCCAACACAGAAGCCUUCUCACUGCAAUAUCUAUGUGGCAAAGAACUACCCUCCAUGGCAACACACAACACUUCUGUUGCUUCGUAAGCACUAUGAGAAAAAUGAUGGUCAACUGCCAGAUAAUAAAAUCAUUGCUGGUGAAUUGAAAGACCUGCCGGAGCUAAAGAAGUAUAUGAAGAAAGUCAUGCCAUUUGUUGCUAUGAUCAAGGAAAACCUAGUGAAGAAUGGGCCUCGAGUUCUUGACCUGGAGCUGGAGUUUGAUGAACGUAGUGUCUUGAUGGAGAACAUUGUCUAUUUAACAAACUCAUUGGAGUUGGACCAUAUUGACGUGUUGUUUGCAACAGAGGCAGAAGAUAAAAUCCGAGAAGAGUGCUGUCCAGGAAAACCUUUCUGUGCAUUUAGAACAGAGCCUAGUGUGUCCCUGUUCUUGGUGAACCCCCAGCCAGCAAAUGGACAUUUCUCUACAAGGAUCAACAUCAGACAGGGUGAUAAAAAGGACACUGUAAUUCGAAGACUUAUGAAGAUUGACAGGGAUAUUAAAGAUCUUACACGAGUGAAACUCAUGAGGUAUGAAGACCCUGUACUGGGCCCACGACGGGUUCCAGUGCUUGGAAAGGAAUCAGUGGGUAAAGUGGCCAUUUCUGAGAAGGCGUCCUUCCACAUAGACUUGACUGCAAAAAAGAUCCACCUGACUGACAAUGGCUUGAAACUUGAUGUGGGUGAUACUUUGAUCUACCUGGUACACUGAUGCACAGCAGAAUAUAUCCUUUGGCUUCACCCCAGUUGAUGACUGUAAUACUUCUGUACUGACGUUGAUCUUUUUGUCACCUUUAUAUUUCAUUGCAAACAUUAUACACUCUAAUUUGUAAAUGAAUGAAAUGGCUGGAAUGAAGUGAAAUAAAAGUACUGCCAGCAA